CUCUUCCGGUGUGUGGGCUGUUGCUGGCUGUCAACAUCAAGCUGCUCCUUUUCCCGACCUGCUUCUCAGCUUGCUUCUUCUUCUUCUUCUUCUUUUUUUUAAUUGUUUUAAUUUUUUUAGCCAUCCAAAACACAAGUCGAGCCCUCCAUCCAGCAUGUACCAGGUAAAACCGAUGUGCGGGGGUGACGUCAAGGUUGAUUUGCCCACCUGCAUGUACAAGCUAGCGAAUAUCCACGAGCGGCCGCCGGGGAACAGCUGCACACACGAGCACGCCGCGCUGCAGAAUGGCGUGGUUGACCCGACCGUCAAAGCGCUGGAGGCCCGUCAGGACGAGAUCAUGCGCAAACUGUACGAGCUGAAGGCGGCCGUGGAGGGCCUGGCAAAGACUGUGACCACGCCCGACGCUGACAUGGACCUGACAGUCAGCAGCAGCCUCUCGUCCCAGAGCGCCAGCUUCGCCGCCUUCAAAUGCGCUGCCGACCUGGACACGCUACUGGGCAAGGACCUUGGCGCUCUCCGUGACAUUGUCAUCAACGCCAACCCGGCACAGCCCCCCUUCACCCUCUUGGUUCUUCACAACCUGCUGUGUCAGCGCUAUCGGGUGCUCUCCACCGUCCACGUCCAUUCGUCGGUCAGCAGCGUGCCACCACAGCUCCUCUCCUGCCUCGGCCCGCGCCAUCCGGACAGCUACGCCCGUCAUCUCUUCCAGCUCGGCUUCACCCUAAUAUGGAAAGACGUUCCCAAACUGCAGAUGAAGUUCAGCGUCCAGAACAUGUGCCCCAUCGAAGGGGAGGCCAGCGUGGCGCGCUUCCUCUUCAAGCUGCUGGCGCCAUACCCGUCCGACGCCGCGCUGGCCACCCUGGUGGACGACUGGGUGGACACUGCCUUCCUCCAGCUGGCUGAGGGAGGCGCCAAGGAGCGGGCCGCCGUCCUGCGCGCCCUCAACUCGGCAUUGGGCCGCGGACCCUGGCUGGCGGGUCGCGACAUCACCCUGGCUGACGUGGCGUGCUACUGCUGCCUGCUGCUCAGCGGCGCCACCUUGUCCUCAGCCCCCGCUAACGUCCAACGCUGGCUCGAGUCCUGCGAGAACCUGGGCCAUUUCGGCCCCGCCAAGGUACUACUACAGUGACCCCGGCUUCUUGCGAGGAGGGCAAAGUGAGAGAAAAAUGGGCCAGCCAUGUCAGGAACACCUUCUCAUGCUUACCUCCUUGACAGUAACAUCAUUCUACUAACAUUGAGGUACCCGUUGGGUCUCUUUGUGCCACGCAGCUUUUGUAUUGACAGAUUCUUAAAGGGAGGAAGCACGAGAGGACUGUGAAGACAAGGAUGUGCGCACACCUUUCACCCACUUUGUGCCUAUUGAAUAAAUGCCUCUUGGAAAAGUGUGUAUGUGUGGUCACACAGUAUUAUAAGUAAUACUUUGUACCAAUUCAUUAAAACGUCCAGUUUGGAUCAAGCUUUUGAA
Phycodurus eques (leafy seadragon) is the source of this 1465-nucleotide messenger RNA. It is a transcript of the gene aimp2, whose product is annotated as aminoacyl tRNA synthetase complex interacting multifunctional protein 2. Gene Ontology annotation, cellular component: aminoacyl-tRNA synthetase multienzyme complex. NCBI's taxonomy places the organism in Eukaryota, Metazoa, Chordata, Actinopteri, Syngnathiformes, Syngnathidae. The record is from RefSeq and is a predicted model, not a curated record.